AUGGAAAUUCAGGAUGAUGCAGCUGUUAUCUCAGGUGAAGCUCUAAACAACAUCCGCACCAUCGCCGGCCUGGGUAAAGAGCGUAGCUUCGUGGAGGCGUACGAGGUGCAGUUGGAGGCCCCGUACCGCGCGGCGCUGAACAAGGCUAAAGUGUAUGGAGCCUGCUACGGCUUCGCCCAGUGCAUUGUCUUCCUGGCAAACAGCGCCUCCUAUAGGUUUGGAGGGUACCUGGUCAGGCAGGAAGGACUGCACUUCAGCAUGGUGUUCAGGGUGAUUUCUGCGAUCGUGACGAGUGGUACAGCGCUGGGCCGAGCCUCCUCCUACACUCCUGACUAUGCCAAGGCCAAGAUCUCUGCUGCCCGCUUCUUCCAGCUGCUGGACAGAAUACCAUCUAUCAGUGUCUACAGCACCCAGGGAGACAAAUGGAGUGAUUUCCGUGGGGAGCUGCAGUUUGAGGACUGUAAGUUUACAUACCCAACACGUCCAGACAUCCAGGUCCUGAAUGGACUGACGGUGAGUGUGCGACCCGGCCAGACUUUAGCCUUCGUGGGCAGCAGUGGAUGCGGAAAGAGCACCAGCAUCCAGCUACUGGAACGCUUCUAUGAUCCAGACCAUGGCAUUGUGUUGGUGGAUGGCCACGACUCCACUAAGGUGAACGUGGCGUUCCUGCGCUCCAAGAUCGGCAUUGUGUCCCAGGAGCCCAUCCUGUUCGACUGCAGCAUCGCCGAGAACAUUCGCUACGGCGACCAUAACCGCGACAUCAGCAUGAACGACAUCAUCGCCGCCUCCAGGAAGGCUCAGCUGCACGACUUUGUCAUGAACCUGCCGGAGAAGUAUGAGACUAACGUAGGUGCCCAGGGUUCUCAGUUGUCUCGUGGUCAGAAGCAGCGGAUAGCCAUCGCCCGAGCCAUCAUACGCGACCCCAAGAUACUGCUGCUGGAUGAAGCCACCUCCGCACUGGACACAGAGAGCGAGAAGACAGUGCAAGAGGCUCUUGAUAAGGCUCGUGAGGGCCGAACGUGUAUCGUGAUUGCCCAUCGGCUCUCCACCAUCCAGAACUCUGACAUCAUCGCGGUGAUGUCACGUGGCUACGUCAUCGAGCAGGGCAACCACGAGCAGCUGAUGGCCAAGAAAGGCGCCUACUACAAACUAGUGACCACUGGCGCCCCCAUCAGCUGAGGAAGAUACACACACACACACACACUAUCACCCCAAGACACGGUUGCUGUUAAAAAUUACUGUGCAGCUGAAACCUCAUACCGCCAUAUCUAUUUUUUAAAACAGUAUUUUAUAUUCGUUCUUUAUUCAUUAUAAAAUGUAAAUCAGAACUACUGGUCGGUCUCCACGAGUAUAUGUGUAUGUUAAAUUAUUUAAUAAUCAACUUUAAUGUUGUAAUGAUUGUUUAUUACUUAUUCAUUUAUAAAUUCCUGUCUACAUAAUCAAUGAAAAGUGGAGAUAAAAGGUUUCUGCCUGACAGCUACUAUUUUGUUAAAACAUUUAAAACUCAUGAUCAGUAUUUUACAUUUUAUAUUCUUCAACAGAUAAUUGAUCAAUAAAGCCAUGAAUAAAAGUCUUAAAUAAUACUGAUAUUAAUCAUUUUUAUAUUCAGUAGCCUAGAGGUAGUAAGUUUAUGUCUUUUAUGAAAAACCUUUUUUUUCUUUUGCAACCAGUGGUAUUUUAUCGAAGUGGUAUCUGAGUUGCCAAAGGUGAAUUUGGAGAUGAAAUAUGAUUGGACUGAGAAGAACAUGUGACUAUGGCAAACAGGCAGCCUAGCACAGGCAAAGAUAGGAGUGCAUUCCAAUAUACGGACUCCCGUCCUCGUUUUGCUGUCGCCCCGCCUCCGUGGAGAAAAAGUUUCCCCGUUGUAAGCCUAGUCACAACAGCUUUUGGGGGAUUGUUCUUCAUUCACCAUCCCGAUUGCAAAUGAGAAAAUGACAUUAGAAUUGUGCUGUUGCAAGAUAUUGAAUUAAUUUUCUUUCAUCAGUGAUGUCAUCAGGAGGUCACAAGCAGGCAAGUGAGCAAGGGAGGACGAGAGUCCGCAUGUGGAGGUGUGGUCUCCUAAGGGGACAUUGUCCCCUCCUUGUUCUUCUCUUUCUGUGGCUGCUUGCAUAUGAUGUACACUACCGCCAUACACCACUAAGGGAACUCAACAUAAUGUCUUCAAAGGUCUCCUAAAGUGGCGUUCACCUGACAUCACAUGGAUCCAGGAAAAGUAUGGGCUUGAUGUAUCUUGCUCUACUACUAGAUGUUUGGUUCAGGUAGCCUUUUGGGGAGAGGGGAGAGUAGGUGCUGUUAGAAUAAAAGGUGUUCGCAGGUGGAAGGAUCAAAACGCAGAGGCAGAGAUUUUGCCAAAUAAUUGUCAAAAGUUUACUGAGGAUACUCAGGUCAAAAUACAAUAAUACAUCUAUACAGUUGUAUCAUCGGAGAAGACCGCUGUUCUGCCCUCCAACAGUCUGUAAGGUAGUUUUGUUGCACCUGUCUUGCCAAUUUUGAUUGAAAGUACUCUGUAGCUUCUAUCAGAAUCGUCCGAUCAGGACAACCAGAGACUUUCACGAUACUUUUGUAACAUAUCUUAGUAACAAUGGCUUAGUGUGUCUGAACGUACUGUGCAGCUUGUGUUCCGUUGUAUCAACAAAAGACCUCAUGUGAUGAAUGACCUCAUGGGAUGACUUUUCAGUAUUAGUGCUUUCUCUAUGCUUUAGCUAAUGGCAUUAAUGAUCACAUUGACCUGUAUAUUUUCUAUAUUCCUACAGUGCCUGCGUACCUACUGUGAUGCAUCUCAGAUGUUUGAAUAAUAGAAGGGCUGGGCUGGUAAGCUGGCAUACAGGGCCUUUUC
Engraulis encrasicolus (European anchovy) is the source of this 2836-nucleotide messenger RNA. Its product is annotated as bile salt export pump-like. The record is from RefSeq and is a predicted model, not a curated record. Bases 1 to 1179 code for a protein of 392 amino acids. The transcript is spliced from 8 exons. Gene Ontology annotation, cellular component: membrane. Gene Ontology annotation, molecular function: ATP hydrolysis activity; ATP binding; ABC-type oligopeptide transporter activity. Gene Ontology annotation, biological process: transmembrane transport. Lineage: Eukaryota; Metazoa; Chordata; Actinopteri; Clupeiformes; Engraulidae.